UUCGGGGCUAAGACACUCCCCUAGCAUCUCAGCAUUUCUUCAAAUGCUGACCGUUGUUGCUCGACGAGCCGACGACUGUUCACGCCAAUAAGAAUGACGACAAACGAAGCAGCACUGCCGCAAAAUGAAAUCGAGAGCAGCGCAAAGCACAACGUUCUCCUUGCACAUUCUUGGUUCCACGGCAUUUUGACAAAGAGUCAAGUCGAUCAGUUGAUGACGUCGCGAGGAGACGGUCACUUUCUAGUGAGAGAGAGCACCUCUUGUCCGGGAACGUACAUACUUGUUGUCAGCUACAGGCAAGAUCUUGUCAAGUUUGUAAUCGAAAAGAGAGACGGUGGUUACGUUAUUAUUCAUGCUUCGAAGAGAGUCUAUCCCAAAGUGUUUAAAACAAUUCCAGAAAUAAUCGAGCACUUUCGCAAAGAAAGGAGCGGAAUGCCAACCCGUCUGUUAAUACCAAUUCAGAGAAAAGUUCUCGGAUUUGGAAUUUGGGAAUGUCAAAGGAGCAACGGCGGGUGGCGCAUCUACUCCGGCAGUGUAAACAGCAUCAUCGAGCAGGCGAUACUUACAAACGAGACAACCGUGCGAGUACAGAUCAACAGCCAAAACUACACGAUCAGGCUCGACAACAGAACGCAGCACAAUCAUCAGACCGGAAGCUGGAGGAGGAUCAGACGACGACAAGUGACGACGAAAUAUGAAGACGCGUCGGCCGAAACGGAUGUUUUAGUCAGUCCCAGAAUGAGACGGUCCCAGACUUCGACACAAGUAAGAAUGCAGCCAGACUCUAGGACGAGUCCAGGAUUAGUGUCUUCCGGAAUGAGUCGGAGCAAGAGUUUUAGGGACAUGCAGAAAAGUCGCAUCGACUCCGGUCGACAGAACGUUAUGCACUCGUCUAAAUCAGCUUAUAGUUCACCACACAGAACACUUGCACGUUCAACCUCAGCUCGACCGAGUAACCAAGGCACCAUACUUCCGAGACCGACUAGUCCGACGUCUCAUCCUGCGAGGCAUCGCUCGGCCACAUCACCUGCCGGAGAGAUUAAUCCAAACAUUUACAAAAAAGGGUCCAAGAAGCUCAAUCCGAGACCGGGAAGUCCCGUACCGAUGACCAGGUCGUCGUCACUGAGUCCUCCUAGUCAAGAACGUGGCCAGAACAGCUUGAUUAAGAGCCGUCGUCCCGUGCUGUUGCGGCCUCAACUGACGGCAAAGUCAUCCGACGUCGACGUCGAGAGCAUGCAGAGCAAUAGCGCGUCCGCAUUCGAUGCCGACGACGAGAGCGACAGCGACGAUGAGCAGCUGUUGACGAGUCGUGUACAGAAGGUCUCCUUUGGUGCCUCGUCGACAAGUGAAGAAUGUAAACGACAAGCACAGUCACAUUCAUCAUUACGGUGUCCGUCUUAUUGGAGUCCUCUAGACAACUCCGGUAAACGACCGUCUCUCAAGCUUGUGCCUCUUCUCAAGUCGUCAAUGGAGUACAACAGAAUACUCAACGCGCUACUCAAAUCGAUGCCGGUCGUUGUUCAACGUAUUGCUCGCAUCGAGAACGUGGACUUAUGGCAGGCAUAUUACAGAAAACGUGAGGUCAUGCAGCGUUUGUGCGGCUCCGGCGAACAAGUCUACGAGUGCUCGCUCUUUCACGGCACGCGCUCCGAAUUUGUCGGUUCGAUUUGCAAACAAAACUUCGACUUCAGGCUGAGUGGAGGGCAACACGGAACAGCCUACGGUCACGGUAACUACUUUGCAGUUAGCGCAGCAACGGCAUCACUCUUCUCAGUGAAAGACGCAGACGGAAAUAAAUACAUUUUCGUAUGCAAGGUUCUCGUCGGAGAUUACACGCGAGGGAAUCCGACGCUGCGUCGUCCGCCCGCCAAGUUUUCGACAAACAGUUGCUACGAGAUGUACGACUCGGUGUGUGACAACCGGCAAGAGCCGUCUCUCUUUGUAGUGUUCGAUAAUGAUCAGGCGUAUCCGGAUUACGUAAUCACGUUUCGCUAGCAAAACGGCAAAGUCUAGAUUACAAUCAUUGGUAAUAUUAUUACCAACUACCAACAUAUAAUAUUAAUUUCAUGCAACAAGUAUAUUUAUCUGUUAUAUUAUCAAUGCACUUUGA
Molecule: messenger RNA, 2110 nt
Organism: Corticium candelabrum
Lineage: Eukaryota; Metazoa; Porifera; Homoscleromorpha; Homosclerophorida; Plakinidae
Exons: 11
Coding region: 94-1995 (633 amino acids)
Cellular component (GO): nucleus
Molecular function (GO): NAD+-protein mono-ADP-ribosyltransferase activity; zinc ion binding; NAD+ poly-ADP-ribosyltransferase activity
Source: RefSeq, a predicted model, not a curated record